GGCCGGGCCAGAAAAAUGUAAGCUGCAAAGCGCAAUGUAUUUUUGGAUACUCUUAUUGCUGGCCUCGUCCUGCGUGGGACUCCCGACUGAGCUGGAUUUGGACUACGGUGUGGCAGAGCCGCUGCGUACUGCCCUCCUCCAGAACAGCCUGAUGGUGCAAUUCGCUCAGCACCACAAGCGCAUCCCCCGGCUAACCUACUUCACGUGCCGGAAGCCUCAUUCCUCCGGAUCAGAACUUCGCGGCGUUUUCGCAGCCAAGAAUGCUCAGCUGAUUAAGAGCCUCUACCAGAGUGAGCUCUUUGUGCGGAUUGUGCAGCUGGAUGUCCUGGCACCCAAUCCGGCAGCAGGAACAGGAGGAGGUGCUACACGUGGUCGGGGGCCGAGCGGUGGCUUCAGCCAAACCCCCAGCCAGGCGCAGAGCAAUGCCGAGUGGCUGGACGGUGUGCUGCGGAUGGAAGCCCUCAGGCAAAUUGCGGUCGUGGAUCUGGCAUGUGGCUCCCUUAGUCGCCGGUUUCUCGAGUUGGCUUCCACCAAGAUGCUCUACAGCGAGAAGUUUCACUGGCUAUUGAUAGAGGAUUUGGCCUGGCAAGGAGGCAGGUCUUCUUCAUCUUCUGGGCAGGUUCACAAGAACGGGAGUCAGGCGGAGGGAGAGGAGAGUCCUCCAGGACAGCAACUGCAGGCGACGGGCAAUGAAGAGCUGCCCACCAUCGAGAGUUUUAUGAGGGGCAUGAACCUGUAUAUGAACACCGAACUGACGCUGGCCAAGCGGAUGUCAGAGGCAGCCCAUUACACUCUGUUCGAUGUCUGGAAUCCCGGACUCAACUACGGCGGACACGUCAAUCUGACCGAAAUUGGCAGCUUCACGCCGUCAGGAGGAAUCCAGCUGCACGCCUGGUUUCGAGGCACGUCCACGGUGCGUCGUCGAAUGGACAUGCAACAUGCGAGAGUCCGCUGCAUGGUUGUGGUGACGAACAAAAACAUGACGGGCACUCUGAUGUACUACCUCACCCACACAGUGUCCGGACACAUCGACACGAUGAACCGCUUCAACUUCAAUCUUCUGAUGGCCGUCCGGGACAUGUUCAACUGGACCUUCGUCCUGUCGCGGACUACGUCCUGGGGGUAUGUCAAAAACGGCAGAUUUGACGGGAUGAUUGGCGCCCUCAUUCGCAACGAGACGGAUAUUGGCGGAGCACCGAUAUUCUAUUGGCUGGAGCGGCACAAAUGGAUCGAUGUGGCUGGACGGAGCUGGUCGAGUCGUCCUUGCUUUAUUUUCCGUCAUCCAAGGAGUACCCAAAAGGAUCGUAUCGUGUUUCUGCAACCUUUCACCAACGAUGUCUGGGUUCUGAUUGUGGGCUGCGGUGUUUUGACAGUUUUUAUUCUAUGGCUACUGACCACGAUUGAGUGGAAAUUGGUGCCACACGAUGGGGCGGCGCUGAUCAAGCCGAAGGGAGGUGCCCCACCACGUCACCACUACCAACAAAAGAGUCACCAUGAGCUGGCCCAGAACCAGGAACCCCUGAAUGCCACACUGGAUGCCACUCUACGUCCAAUUACGGCAGUCUCUGUGGCUGUUAAUGAGGAGAAGCUACCAGAGGGGGAGACACAACCCAUCGAUGCAGAAACCCUAUGGCAGCGCUGCUACCAAAAGCUCAACAAAUACCUCAAGGAACGAAAGGCCAAGCAAAAGAAGUCCCCGGAACGGGUGGGACUAUUUCUGGAGUCUGUACUGUUUUUUGUGGGAAUCAUCUGCCAACAAGGAUUGGGUUUCUCCACAAGCUUUGUGUCAGGUCGUUGCAUUGUAAUUACCAGCUUGCUUUUCUCUUUUUGCAUCUAUCAGUUCUAUUCGGCCAGUAUUGUGGGCACUCUCCUGAUGGAAAAGCCAAAAACGAUAAAAACCUUAAGCGACUUGGUUCAUAGCUCCCUGAAAGUGGGCAUGGAGGAUAUACUCUACAAUAGGGACUACUUUUUGCAUACUAAAGACCCCGUUUCCAUGGAACUGUAUUCUAAGAAAAUCACCAGUGUCCCCACCACCAAGGAAAAUGAGGCCGACGAAGAUGAGCCUGUGAAUGCAGCUGCCACUCCUGCUGAUGCUGCCAAGUCCUAUCGCGAUAUUGUUCACAGCCAUGAGACAGGGGCCCAUGCCAAGGAUAGUUCAGUCAGCAAUUGGUUAGAUCCGGAAACCGGCUUACGUAGAGUUAAACAUGAACGCUUUGCCUUUCAUGUGGAUGUAGCAGCUGCUUAUAAAAUUAUUGCCGAAACCUUUAGUGAACAGGACAUUUGCGAUCUCACCGAGGUCAGCAUGUUUCCGCCUCAGAAAACCGUCAGCAUUAUGCAGAAGAAUUCACCAAUGAGGAAGGUCAUCUCUUACGGUUUAAGGCGUGUCACUGAAACGGGCAUCCUGACUUAUCAUUUUAAUGUUUGGCACUCGAGGAAACCUCCUUGCGUAAAGAAAAUCGAGACCUCAGACUUGCAUGUUGAUAUGGAUACUGUGAGUUCCGCUUUGUUGAUACUGCUUUUUAGCUAUGGCAUCACUUUCAUGAUUCUGGGCAUUGAGAUUCUCUACUGUAAGUGGCAGGGUCGCAUCAUAAUCAACUUCAAAUAA
Molecule: messenger RNA, 2605 nt
Organism: Drosophila bipectinata
Lineage: Eukaryota; Metazoa; Arthropoda; Insecta; Diptera; Drosophilidae
Gene: Ir64a
Product: Ionotropic receptor 64a
Cellular component (GO): membrane
Molecular function (GO): ligand-gated monoatomic ion channel activity
Source: RefSeq, a predicted model, not a curated record